AUGAGCGACAGCGAGAAAGCCAAGUCCACUAUUCUACCACUUUUCAAGGACUUCUGGAAUAGUUUUGAAGCUCGAAACUAUGAUAAGGCGAUAGAACAUUAUCAUCCAGAUGGAGUCCACGUCGAGGUAGGCAAGAAGGGAGUGUAUGGAAAAAAUGAAGCCAAAAAUACUGUACAACCUAUUCUCGAUGAGAUAUGGCAGGAAUACGAUCAAGGAAACUAUGAAAAGCUUAUGGAACAUUACCAUCCAGACGCAGUUUUGAUUGAAGUUGGAAAAAAGGGAACGUACGGAAAAGAUGAUAUCAUAAAGGCAAAGAAAGAAUUCAGCCAAAGAAUCGGCAAAGCACAUAAGAGCGACAUGAAAGUUUCCAACGAAAAGUUUCAAAUGACAGAUGACUACAUCAUGUACUGUGGAGAAUCCGAGCUUAAAACCGAGAAGAAAGGAUUGAUCAAGGGAAAAUUCCAUCAGAUCUGGCGAAAAACCAACGGAACAUGGCUACUUCUGCGUGAAGCAUGGGAGUCAGAUGAUGUCUGA
This is a messenger RNA of Cylicocyclus nassatus, 534 nucleotides long. NCBI's taxonomy places the organism in Eukaryota, Metazoa, Nematoda, Chromadorea, Rhabditida, Strongylidae. The record is from the annotation of a GenBank genome assembly.